UCAGAGAACGUUCUCUGAGCUGUUUUCAUAGCUGCUGCAUUUGUUUUGUCCAAUUCGAUUAUUGCAAUUAAGAACUACAAAAAUUAUGGAGUUUCCACCGUGUCCAGCAUCUUUAAAACAAAUCCAGCAUUUCCUGAAGAUCGCGCAAGAGCAUGAUUCACGUGAUAUUGUUGUGGCAUAUUGGGCGCGGCUCUACGCUCUACAAAUUGGAUUAAAAAUAUCAAAGCAGCAACCAGAUGAGACCAAAUUACUAUUGGCAAUAAUGGAUUGGUUGGAAAAUACGAAGAAGCAGCAAACGGAAAAUGAAGCAAUUACUAACGAGGUAGCGGCACAGGCACAUUUAGAAAAUUAUGCUUUAAAACUAUUCCUUUAUGCUGACAAACAAGACCGUGACUCAAAUUUCGGCAAAAAUGUGGUAAAAGCAUUCUACUCCAGUGGUGUCAUCUACGAUGUACUCCAAACAUUUGGUGAACUCUCCGAAGAAUCUAUACACAAUCGGAAAUAUGCCAAAUGGAAGGCAGCGUACAUACACAAUUGCCUCAGAAAUGGCGAGACGCCCAUACCCGGACCAAUGCCAGAUGGUGAUGAUGAGUUCGCAGCAGAAAGUGGAGCCAUAAGUGGAACUGGUGAAGGUAGUGGUUCAGCUGAUGGUGAAGGUGAUCCUGAAAUCACUGCUGUACCACAAGAUCCACCAGCAGAGGAAGAAGUUGGUCCAGCCCCGAUACCAGAUCCUUCACCACCGCAAAGCCCUCCACCUACCGUUGAUGAGGUGCUGAAUAAUCCAAACAAGUUACCAAGUCCACCAGUCGAUGAAGAGAAACCUGGUGGUUUCGAGCCUUAUGUACCGCAAGCGCAACCAAAUCGAAUAUACAUACCACCAACACCCGUUGCCGAUUUGCAAUUAACACCAGAACAAAUAAUGAAAGCGCAAAAAUACACGAAAUAUGCUGGCACUGCUCUCAAUUUUGAUGAUGUAAAAACAGCUAUUGAUAAUUUGCAAAAAGCUUUAAAACUUUUAACAACGGGUGAAGAUAGUUAAAUUAUUGCAAACAAGGUAUUACUGCUUUACAAUUAACAUAUGUAUGUAGUUGCGCUGUGCUUAUAUGUCAUAUAGCUAACGAAAUUCACUAAAUUUGUUUAUAUAAUAACCGCUGUAGUAAGUACUAAAAACCAAUUAUUGUAUGGAAUAAGUUAUAUUAAAAUAAAAUUAAAGGCUUUUAAAGCUCACUUUUUACUCAAAAAAUGGAUGUAAGCAAAACGAAGUUAAAUAAACUAUUGAAUGCAUUUCUGCUACAUAGA
Messenger RNA from Bactrocera latifrons, 1299 nucleotides. It is a transcript of the gene Vta1, whose product is annotated as vacuolar protein sorting-associated protein VTA1 homolog. The record is from RefSeq and is a predicted model, not a curated record. Gene Ontology annotation, biological process: late endosome to vacuole transport via multivesicular body sorting pathway. The transcript is spliced from 3 exons. Bases 86 to 1039 code for a protein of 317 amino acids. NCBI's taxonomy places the organism in Eukaryota, Metazoa, Arthropoda, Insecta, Diptera, Tephritidae. Gene Ontology annotation, cellular component: multivesicular body.